GUUGCUGUUGGUGGCUGUCGUGGUGGUGGUGGUGGUGAUUGCGUCUGUGGUUGCAAUGGCCGUUGUUUCUCCCACAUCUCUCGCAUCUCAACUGUCUGGCCCCAAAUCCGCAAUCCCAUCCGCUUCGCAUUUCUCUGGAUUGCGUCGCUCUUGCUUGAAUCUGGACACUUCAUCUUCUACUCAUGCCUUUUUUCAGAAGAUCGACUCUCGCCUCCAAAUCUCCACUAGCCGAAGAGCCUGCAGAGGAGUCGUUGCCAUGGCCGGGUCUGGAAAGUUUUUCGUUGGCGGUAAUUGGAAGUGUAAUGGGACAAAAGACUCUAUCAGCAAGCUUGUUGCUGACUUGAAUAGCUCGAAGAUUGAGCCUGACGUUGAUGUUGUUGUUGCACCUCCAUUUAUAUACAUUGAUCAGGUAAAGAACUCAUUAACUGGUCGGAUUGAGAUAUCUGCACAGAAUUCUUGGGUUGGAAAAGGUGGAGCCUUUACUGGAGAAAUCAGUGUGGAACAAUUGAAGGAUAUUGGCUGCCAGUGGGUCAUUCUUGGGCAUUCUGAGCGGAGACAUGUCAUUGGUGAAGAUGAUCAGUUUAUCGGAAAGAAAGCUGCUUACGCCUUGGGUCAGAAUCUCAAGGUAAUUGCCUGUAUAGGAGAGAAAUUAGAAGAAAGAGAAGCAGGGAAAACAUUUGAUGUCUGUUUUCAACAACUAAAGGCUUUCGCAGAUAAUGUGCCCAGUUGGGAUGAUGUAGUGAUUGCAUACGAGCCUGUGUGGGCCAUUGGCACAGGUAAAGUUGCCACUCCACAGCAGGCUCAGGAAGUACAUGUAGCCAUUCGCGAUUGGCUCAGAAAGAAUGUCUCAGCAGAAGUAGCAUCUAAAACACGCAUUAUUUAUGGAGGUUCUGUAAAUGGGGGCAAUUGCGCUGAACUUGCAAAGCAACCAGAUAUUGAUGGAUUUCUUGUUGGUGGCGCUUCCUUGAAGGGCCCAGAAUUCACUACCAUCGUCAAUUCAGUUACUUCCAAGAAGGUGUCGGCUUAAUGAAUACUGGGUGAUUUCAGUGCUGAAGGAGGACAAUUGAAGACCAUUAGUUGUUUAGUUAUUUGUAUUUGUGGGGUUUUGAUCUCUCCCUUAAGAAGGAAAAAAAAAGGGAAUAAAAAAAAGCUGUCGAGUACGCACUAUGAGUAUUAUACUUCUUUUUGAAAUAAGGCUACAAAUCGUUGUUGAAACGUUUCUUGCUGAAACUUCACUUCUAUUGAGAUCA
This is a messenger RNA of Magnolia sinica, 1250 nucleotides long. Its product is annotated as triosephosphate isomerase, chloroplastic. Gene Ontology annotation, cellular component: cytosol. Gene Ontology annotation, molecular function: triose-phosphate isomerase activity. Gene Ontology annotation, biological process: glyceraldehyde-3-phosphate biosynthetic process; gluconeogenesis; glycerol catabolic process. The transcript is spliced from 9 exons. Bases 56 to 1027 code for a protein of 323 amino acids. NCBI's taxonomy places the organism in Eukaryota, Viridiplantae, Streptophyta, Magnoliopsida, Magnoliales, Magnoliaceae. The record is from RefSeq and is a predicted model, not a curated record.